Fusarium coffeatum is the source of this 369-nucleotide messenger RNA. RefSeq lists its product as uncharacterized. Gene Ontology annotation, biological process: protein import into mitochondrial intermembrane space. NCBI's taxonomy places the organism in Eukaryota, Fungi, Ascomycota, Sordariomycetes, Hypocreales, Nectriaceae. Gene Ontology annotation, cellular component: mitochondrial intermembrane space. The transcript is spliced from 3 exons. The coding region runs from base 1 to 369 and encodes 122 amino acids. Gene Ontology annotation, molecular function: zinc ion binding. The record is from RefSeq and is a predicted model, not a curated record.
AUGUGCAAACAUAUUCUCAACGCGCAGGUCGCCGUCCGAUCUCCAUGCUGCAGAAAAUGGUUUGACUGCGUUGAGUGCCACGGUGAACAAGAGAACCACCCUCUCAAGGAAAGCUUCGAAAUGAUCUUCGCUUGCAAGAAGUGCAGGAAGUGUUUCCGAAAGGACAUUAAGGAGUUUGAAGAAGCCGACGAGUUCUGUCCCCACUGCGAUAACCACUUUGUCAUCGAGGCGAAAACCCCCCAGGCGGCCCUGUCAAUCGAAAGCGAAGACGUGCGAAUGGACAACAAGAUGCUUAAGGAUGAGAGACAAAAGACCAGAGGAAUUAGGUCUAUCUUUGACCCGUCAGACGAUGCCGACAAGCUAGGAUAA